AUGAGGAAGCUGAAGGUCGCUCAGCGAGCUAUGGAGAGGGCUAUGCUCGGGGUUUCUCUGCGUGAUAAACUUAGAAAUGAGUAUAUCCGCAGUAGAACUAAAGUAACCGAAAUAGCCCAACGGAUUAGUAAGCUGAAGUGGCAGUGGGCCGGCCAUAUACCUCGAAGAACCGACCACCGAUGGGGAAGAAAGGUCCUCGAGUGGCAGCCUCGUACCGGUAGACCACCCCGAGGCAGAACCAGAAAACGAUGGCGGGAUGAACUGGACUCCUUCAUGGAAGACUGGUCCUCCUUAGCACAGAACCGUUAA
Parnassius mnemosyne (clouded apollo) is the source of this 309-nucleotide messenger RNA. The record is from the annotation of a GenBank genome assembly. Lineage: Eukaryota; Metazoa; Arthropoda; Insecta; Lepidoptera; Papilionidae.